AUUUGAAAAACAAUCAUCAAUUUCAAGUUGCCAUAGGAGGAGGGGAAGGAGGAGGAUCGAGGGCUGGUUCAGUUCUACUUUAUGAUAAAGGCGCUUCUAGAGUUGUUCUGUCCAUACUUUUAUUUGAAUGUCAUUCACCAGUAGCUUAUUGGUUUCCUUUUUGGUUUUGUUGUUAUAUCCAGUAUACGAGUUGUUUUCAUCGUGGCUAACCAACGAGUUGCGAAAAGAAACGUUGACGGUUACCACUAUAUGCAUUCCAACGGUGAAAAGAGAAACGUUUUACCUCGCUCAAGUCAUUUAUUCUUUCUUUCAAUUAUGUCAGCGCUAUCCAAGAGUUGCCCAAGACAUCCACCGAGUUUUUAUUUUUCAACUAGACGAUCAUGACUUAAACCCCUAUUGGAAUGAGGAUUUGACUAUUCCUUUUCACUGUAGAAAGAAGAUUUUUAUUCAACUCCUACCACAAUGUUUUCCAGCAAUAGAGAAUAAGACCUAUUAUGAAUGGCGAUGUAAGGAAGCCAUCGACUAUGCCAGGACUAUGGAGAAUUGUGAAAAGUUAGCUAAUCCAUCCACAACUUUCUUUCUUCUUCUUCAAGAUGACGCUGUGUUCAAUUCUCAUUUUCCUUCUUUUUAUGAGGCGCUUCCUGGUUGGAUGGAAAGAUCAAAGUGGCGACGAGUAUGUUCUAUUUCUUUAUAUGAUAUCAAACAAAGAACGGAUGGUGGGCCUUUAUUGUCGUACAACGCUGUGGCAAGAUUGUAUCCUAGAAACUUGAUGAACAAUAUGAGUGCUUUUAUUAAAAGACAGUUCCAAAAGCAACCAGUGGAUUGGUUGAUUGAAGAAUACUGUAGAAAACUUCAUUUAACCACGUUUGUCAAAGUUCCUAACCCUGUUCGUCAUAUUGGUAAUAUUUCAACUUUUAAAACAUUUGCAAAAGCAGCACGACGACUGGGUCAAUAUGAUUCAUCGUAAGACCAUUAUUCAUUAUUAUUGGGC
Galdieria sulphuraria is the source of this 991-nucleotide messenger RNA. RefSeq lists its product as uncharacterized. The record is from RefSeq and is a predicted model, not a curated record. Gene Ontology annotation, biological process: GPI anchor biosynthetic process. Gene Ontology annotation, molecular function: glycosyltransferase activity. The coding region runs from base 128 to 967 and encodes 279 amino acids. NCBI's taxonomy places the organism in Eukaryota, Rhodophyta, Bangiophyceae, Galdieriales, Galdieriaceae. Gene Ontology annotation, cellular component: Golgi membrane. The transcript has a single exon.